CAUCAAGUUUCAAUCAAGUUUGAGUUAUGAAAUAUUUCUAAUUCUCCUCCAUUUGAGUAUUGUUUUGCAAAAGACAAUUGAUUGAAUACAAGUCCUGUUCUUCCAUUUUUUUUGUCUGUGGAAGUAGAAAUCCAAAUUGGGUUUUCUCGGUUGAUGGAUAAAUGUAAUUUAGGAGCUUUUGAGUGAAAUUAGGGAUUGAUCUAUUGAUUACUCGGGUUUAAGAGGGUUUGUGACCAUUUUGCUCAUAAGUUACAUUUACUGUUCAUGUGCACUGUUCACAGAUACUGUUCAUAGGCACUGUUCACACACCGAGGGUUAACAAUUAACAAUUAACGGGGAUUUAAAUGAUUAGUUUGUGAUAUAAGAAUAAAUUUGGAGAGGUUCGGUUAUUGGAGAUUGAUAGGAAUAAUAUCGUGAUUAGGGAUUAGUCAUGAUGAUUUUAACUUGAAUUUGUGAUAGUCCGGUAUUAAUUCUGAGGUGUUUUGAUUAGGUUUCUGAUCGUUCUGUCAGUUAGCACCGUGAAUUGAGCCUUUGGUUUUAAGCGAGUGAGGUAAGUAAAUUAUGGUAAAGCCGUUCGAUUGUAAAGCAUGUUUUAAAUUGUUUUUGAGAUGGUGGCAAGGGGAAUUCCAUUGUUUUCUGGAAUUAAGCGUGAUUGAAAUGAAAAUGAGAAUUUCAUUGUUUUUCUGAAGUAGAGCAUGCUUAUUUGAAACUUUCUGAAUUGCCUUGAUGAUCUGAAAGUUAUUUGUAAAGAAUGAUUUUUCUGUUAACUUUUGCCUGUUUUGUCUCCAAUAUGGUCGUGUCAUUACUAACCCUGCUAGUAGGGGUUAAACGCUAGCACAUGUCGACAUGUUAUUGAUAGGACCGGUUUGUUCGACUGACCCUGUUAGUGGGGGUUAUACACCAGCAAAUACUGACCCUGCUAGUGGGGGUUAAAUACCAGCAAAUAUUAUAGCCUGCCAGUGGGAGGUUUAAACACUGGCCAUGACCUAUUGAGGAGACGUCUAUUUCGUUCCCGUACUGCAUCCGUUUUCGCAAUUACACUUGUUGGCAUGCUAUGGGUUUACAUAAACGGUUUGUCAUUGAAUGCUUUUCUAUUGAACUGAGUCUGAUUCUGUAUUGACGAUUUGUCAUUGAACGCUUUCCUACUGAACUGAAUUUGAUUUUGCAUUAACGGUUUAUCAUGGAAUGUUUUGUUAUGUUAAAUUGUUUAUCAAGCAUGCUAAAAUUUUACCCAAGGGCUAUCCAUAUUUACUUACUGAGUUUAUCUCAUAGUUUUUCCUUAUCCACCAUUUCAGGAAGCGAAACCGAGGACGGGGAAACCACGGGAAGUGACGAGUUAGAAGGAUAGCCAUUUUGAGAUUUAUAUAGAUUUUAGAAAUGAAUCAUGCUUUUGUAAGAUAGAUAGAUUUUACCUUGAAAUUUUGAGUUUGAGUUAUUGGAUUGUCAGAUGUGAAUUGGAUAAGUUCCGAGCCUUGUGCACUUGUGGGACCCGUCUCACGAGUGCACGGCGUUUGUCGCGCCUCGAAUUUGGAUUUUGGGGCGUGACAUGUUGUGUGUUCAAUUGAGGAGUCAAAUGAUAUUGAGACACUUUCUCUUGAUGAGUUGCAGAACUCAUUGUUAAUUCAUGAGCGGAAGAUAAAUCGCCAAGACAAGCAAGAGCAAAUAGUGCAGAUUUCACAGACACAAGCCUUGCAGACCACAGUUAAUUCAAGGGUUGUAGGUCGAGGAAAAGAAAACUGGAAAGGCAGACCAAGAUCUGGCAGACCGAGAUCUGACAGAUUGGAGGAAAGUUCAACCAUUAGAAUUCAGAAGAGGUGGCAGAACAAAAAUUAUCAAGCUGCAGAUAACAGAUCCAAAUCUGUAGGAAAGACAAAUAUUGAAUGCUUCAGAUGUCAUAAGUAUGGCCAUUAUCGUUCUGAAUGCCGUGUUAAUCUGAAUAGAGGAGAAAGUUCCAAUUUUGCAAAACACAAUGAGAAGAAUGACGAUUCCUCUCUAUUCAUGGUCUAUCAUCCUAAAGAAGUUAGCAAGAAGAUUGUGUGGUAUCUGGAUACUGGUUGCAGCAACCACAUGUGUGGAGACAAAUCUACGUUUUUAGAUUUGGAUGAGUCUUGUCAAGACAAGGUGAAAUUUGGUGAUAAUUCCACUAUUGCAGUCAAGGGAAAGGAAAAGGUAACCAUUCGUGCCAAAGACAAUUCAAUUCAAACUAUUUCUAAUGUUCUGUAUGUACUAGAUUUGAAGUCGAAUCUACUUAGUCUGGGACAAC
This is a messenger RNA of Rubroshorea leprosula, 2263 nucleotides long. NCBI's taxonomy places the organism in Eukaryota, Viridiplantae, Streptophyta, Magnoliopsida, Malvales, Dipterocarpaceae. The record is from the annotation of a GenBank genome assembly.